Molecule: messenger RNA, 1011 nt
Organism: Rhizoctonia solani
Lineage: Eukaryota; Fungi; Basidiomycota; Agaricomycetes; Cantharellales; Ceratobasidiaceae
Product: Zinc-binding dehydrogenase
Exons: 8
Coding region: 1-1011 (336 amino acids)
Biological process (GO): fatty acid metabolic process
Cellular component (GO): mitochondrion
Molecular function (GO): trans-2-enoyl-CoA reductase (NADPH) activity
Source: RefSeq, a predicted model, not a curated record
AUGAUUCUCCGAAGAUUUACUCUAGGCUCAUACCCGAAGGCCCGGCACUUCUCAUCCCGGAGAGCGGUCAUAUACUCAAGCACUGGCGAUCCUGCUCAAGUGCUAUCUAUCUCCAGGGUUUCUCCACUAUCCGAGUCGGUCCCAACAGGACAUAUCGGAGUUAAACUAUUGCUUUCUCCUAUCAAUCCAGCCGACCUAAAUGUAGUCCAGGGAGUAUACCCCUCCAAGCCUGUGAUUCGAGAUGACCUAGGCACUCCAUCACCCGCAUUUAUUGGCGGAAACGAAGGACUAGGUCAGGUGGAGAAAUUGGGUGAUGGUGUAACCGAAUUAUCUGUCGGAGACUGGGUCGUCAUGACCAAACCCCAGUCGGGAACCUGGGCUUCUCAUGCAGCUCUCGAAGAAGGGGACUACGUGAUUCAGAAUGGCGCGAAUAGCGCAGUUGGUCAGGCCGUCAUUCAAAUCGCCGCUGCACGCAAGUUGAAAACUAUAAAUGUGGUUCGCGACCGCCCCAACAUUGAUGAGCUUAAGCAGUACCUUACAUCGCUUGGUGCAACGCAUGUUAUCAUAGAACAGGAAUUGUCGAAUGAGUCAAUGCGAAUCAAGCUGAAGGAAUGGACGCAAAGCAAGGGAAUAAAACUUGGGCUAAACUGUGUAGGGGGGAAACCUACUACAAUCCUCGCCAAACAGCUUGGACCCAACGCUGCUUUGGUUUCUUACGGUGCGAUGAGCAAAGCACCGCUCUCGUUGCCCACUAGUUUGUUUAUAUUUAAAAAUCUUACUUCGUAUGGAUACUGGCAAACCCGAUGGUACGAGACCCAUACUUCGGAAGAGAGACAAUCGAUGCUUCAAGAAAUCACCGAGCUCAUGCUCGCAGAUAAACUUAAAGCUCCGGAACACGAAAUCUUAACAAUCCCUGAUUCGGAUGAAGGCGCAACUCAUCUACUGAGGGAAAAGCUGAAACAAAUCGACGCAGGGAGGUAUGGGAAGAAGCUCUUGCUGAAGUUUGCCUAG